CUAGACAUCAUUACUUGUGCAUUCUGAGAUUAUGACCAAAUUUGCAGUCAACCAAAUUAAGUAAACAAGUAAACUCCAAACUAACUAAUAGUUGCUAAUCCCCAAAUGUACAAUGUAUGCUCUAAUUUAAGAUUUUUUUUUUGCUGAGCACAUGCAGCAUUUCCUGGCUGUUAUUCAUUGUGACAUCCUGGAGGGAGGAGCUGAUAAAGCUUCAAGUGAAACGAGAGUUAACUAAAAGACAUGAAAGUGUCGGGUGUAGAGGGGAACGGUAACGCAGGUUUUGCAGUAUAUCUCCAAUAAGAAAGUGAAGUAAAUUUAUUGGGUUUUAGAAGUAAAGCAGCAUGCUAUUACUACAAUUUCUGUAGGAAAUUUUAUCGGUUGAGUGUUUUUACUGAGAACUGUUUUCAUGGCGGAUGCUCUGUCCUUCCUGGAAGAGGAUUUCACAUGCCUCAUCUGUUGUGAUACCUUCACCGAUCCGGUUACUCUGAAAUGUAGCCACAGUUUGUGUGAGGAAUGUCUCCAGCGUUUCUGGAGAACUCAGGACGUGCCGCAGUGUCCGGUCUGUCGGAAGAAAUGCUCACAAGACGAGCCCACCAAGAGCCUGGCGUUCAGAGCGCUCUGUGAGUCCUUCAAGAAGAGAAAACCCACAGCUGUUUCAGGAGAUGUUUGUCCAGAACAUAAAGAGGCUCUCAAACUCUUCUGCUUUGUGGACAAGCAGCCCAUCUGUGUCGUCUGUUACACAUCAAAGAAGCAUGAAAAUCACAAGUGUUCUCCUCUCGAGGAGGCUGCAGGGAACUUAAAGGGAGACCUCAAGAAACAGAUGGACAGACUGCAGGAGACCCUUGAUAAGCUCAAGAAAUCCAGUGAGAGCUGCAUCAAACAGGCUGAGCUCAGUAAGGAACACACUAGUGUGGAUGAAAACCAGAUCAAGAAGGAAUUCGAGAAGCUCCAUCAGUUUCUAAGAGAUGAGGAGGAAAAACAGAUCAGAUCCUUACGUAAAGAAAAGAAACUUCAAGAUGAGAAACUCAAGGCCAGAAUGAAGGAGUUGUCCAAACAGAUUUCAGAUCUGUCUGAGAAUAUGGCAGCCAUCUGGCAGGACAUGGAAGCUGAAAACAUCACAUUUCUCCAGAAUUACAAGGAUUCAUUAAAAAAACUCAAACGGCCAUCAGUACCAAACACAACCCCUGAACAAGAAGUAAAUAAGCACCAUCAUAUUCAGACAAUGAUCUUCACUACCUGGGCCAGAAUGCAGAACCUUGUGGAAAAGUCUCCUGUGACUCUGGAUCCAGACACAGCCUCCGAUAGACUGCAGGUGUCACAGGAUUGCACCAGUGUUGAGUACAAAAAAAAGAAAAUACAUGUGUCUGAUAACCCAAAGAGGCUGUAUGUGGGAGUGCUGGCCUCACAGGGCUUCAGCUCAGGUGUGCACUGCUGGGACGUAGAGGUAAGAAACAACAACAACUGGACACUGGGAGUGGUGGGGGAAACGGUGAACCGCAAAUAUCUUUACAAAAUGGAUCCAAAGAGUCGUUUUUGGUGUUUUCGUUAUGUGGAUUAUGAAUACAAGAAAGGAAAUAAACCUGUCAGCCAUAUUAAUAGCAAUGAGAAGCCAAAUGUCAUCAGACUGCACCUGGACUUUGAAAAAGGAGAGCUGAGAUUCAUUGACCCGUUCAGAAACAGAAGUUUGUGCACCUACACGGGUGGAUUUCCAGAGAAGGUGUUCCCAUAUUUCUGUACUGGAGAUGUGGACAAGCCACUUAAUGUUUUUGCAGCAAAAAAACAAAACUUAUAAACAACUUUUUUGUUACAAAUGUUGUGUUUUCUGCAUGUGCCAAGAAAAUAAUCAAAUGCAUUGACUUUCAUGCAGUGUGGCUUGGGGCCAGUCAAGCUACUGUAUGUGACUGUUUAAUCAUGCAGUGCACAUAUUGUGAUGCAUUAAUAGUUAAUGAAGCCAAUUUUUAAUGUGAUUAUCAACAUAAAAAAGCAGUAAAGACUAUUUGGUGUACCAAUUUGAUAUUGAAAUUCAAGUAAAACCAAAGUCUCUUUAAGACAAGUCAUGCCACUCGGCGGCCAUCUUUAAAACGCCUCUGGGGCAUGCAAGUGCAGCUCCUAUCUCUUUUUUGUUUUUGUUUUUUUACAGAUUUUAAAACAAAGAACAUACAAUAGCAAAGCUCCUAUCUCUUUCAAUGGGGAAAAAUAAAAUUCUCAAAAACUGUUCACUAAGCUUACGAUUAAAUUUCAUAUUUGAAAUCACCAAAGAAAUCUGACAACAACUGUAUCAUCUUUUGCUCAAAUAGCGUUAUAAAAAGCUUAUUUCUCAGGCUAGAUCAGCCAGUGCGCAUGCGCAGUCCUGAGCGCACGUCUAAGAACGCUGACUGUUUCUAUAGCAACCGGGACUUCUUACUGCAGCUGCAGUGACACGCUGACUUUACUGAUUAGCCAUUGGCUCUUUCAUCCAGAAGGCGGGGCUUCCUGCGAUUGAGCGGCUAUAUUGUAUUGGCAAGUGAUAUCUGCCACAUCGAAGACUUGCCCUGCGUCCCAGUGUGCAUACUAUCCACCCUAUCUGCCCUAAAUAGUAUUGAAAAUUACUAAUAUCACAUAGAAUUUAGGGUGGAUAGUAUGCACAUUGGGACGCAGGCUUGGAAAAGGAGCAGUCUACCCUUCCGUCGCCGUCAGUCCGUGUCGAUUUUUGAAUGGGAUCGAUAGGGAGGGCAGACGACAAACCCGCGGUGACAUCACUGUAGAAACCAAUCAUAGGCGGCGAAUGUAAGAAAAUUACGUCUGAACUAGGUACGUCACCUGAUGUGUACGUAUUGUCUCCAUGUACGUCGCUUGAAACGAACUUUAAAGUUUGCAGUAGUAGAUGUAUUUGUUAUAGCUAUUUCUUUUAGUUAUUUCCUAACAAAUGUUAAUAGUGAAUAAUAAUUAUAAGUUUAUUUCAUUUUAGAUAACUUUUCUUUUUUGGCUGUUACAUUGGUGUAGGACCGCAAACUAACUGUUCUUACUAUUGUGUUAAAACACGUGUGCACUGAUUCUUCAGCAGACAUAUGAUUUUGGGCAUUGUGCAGUCCCCACAUUUUGGGGUAGCCUGACGGGUUAUUCAUAUUGUUGUUGUUGUUGUGUUUUUUUUUUUUUUAACUUUUUUAAACUUUUUUAUUAUUCAUGUUGAAAUGUUAUAAAAUGUUUGACAACAUAGCCUUUUUUUAACUUGUUCUGGUGCUUUUUGUUAUUCAUGUUGAAAUAUUAUAAAAUGUUUGACAGCAGUAUUUUUAAUACUAACAACAGUAUUUUUUUAAGUCUUCGAAUUAAAUGUUGGAUAACAAUCCAAAUGUACUCUGAAUUUUAUUCUUAAUAUUUUUAGCUGGUAUUGUGAUAAACCAAAACUUCAAAUGAAUUGGUUGGUAAUGAUGAUGAAUUUAAGACAUAGACAACUUGAUUCAACAACAUUCAAUAACACAACAAAGCAAUGCCAAUUUAUCAUUACUAUUGUACUUUAUUCCUGAAAAUGAGCAAGCAGUACAAACAGUGGCUUGAAAUGAUGACAAUUACCAAAAUAGGCAACAAGACAAAAACAUAAAUAAAUGACAGUUUCACUGGAAAAGAGACACAAUAAAAUGGAAAAAUAUGAGUUGUAUUCUAAAUGUUAAUGGUUUCAGAAGUUUUCAAAAUUUUAGUAAAAUAAACCAUUGUGUUUAUCCUACAGGCCAAAAGUCAUAUUUUUAAGGGACAUGGAAAGGUUUUGCGUCUCCAUACAUUUUUAUGUUCUAAAGAAUAAAGAAAGAAAGAAAGAAAGAAAGAAAAAAAAAAUGUUUGGAACAACAUAAAGAUCACUAUUCCUUUAACACUUUGGUACUGUUCAUUUUCAGUUCAUAAAAAAGGUAAAUUCAGGGUAUCCGCGAGGUCUUGACGAGAUCUUGAGCCUCACGAUAUUACAAUGUGUGGAUAUUUCUUGUCGAGGUGAAAAUGUGUCUCGCGAUAUCAGCAUAGUUUGUGGCUAAACAUUUUACAAAGCUUGCAUUAUUUUAUUCUGAAUUGUACUGUUAUCUGUUUGUUUCUACAUCUCCGCAACUCAGUCAACAAACUCAUCUCUGCAUAUGCUAAGAGUUUGGGUUAAGUUCAUCUGUGGACGAAAGGUGGGCUGUUGAAAACAUUUACUGUAUAACAAAUAUUGUAACGCCAACACAAAAUAUUGCAUCAAUAUAGUUCUAAAAUGCAACCUGUCGCAAUCACUGGGCCGCUGGCGUCCUCUGUAGGCAUUUUAAUAAUACAUAUUGUACAUAUGUUUAUUGUUUAUAUGUACCUUUCUUUAUGUAUUUUAACAGUGUUGUUCAAUGAAACCAUGUGAUUACUAGCUUUUGAUGUUUUAUUUAAACCAAUUAUUAUUGCCUCAUCGUUACAGGUAUUUUAAGUCUAUUUUUAAAGACUUAAAGUUUAAGCUACUGUUCAUUUAAGUCUAUCUUUAUUACAUAAAAAACCAAAUCAUCAGUAGAUUGCUCAUUUAACAAAAUAAUCGUUAGUGACAGCCCAAUUUAAAAUGUUUCAAAAUGCGCCUGCAUUGUUUAUACACUUCUUUAAAAAAUUCUAUUAAAAUACUGUUUCAUCACCUUC
Onychostoma macrolepis is the source of this 4608-nucleotide messenger RNA. RefSeq names its product zinc-binding protein A33-like. Gene Ontology annotation, molecular function: protein binding; zinc ion binding. The transcript is spliced from 6 exons. Bases 407 to 1792 code for a protein of 461 amino acids. The record is from RefSeq and is a predicted model, not a curated record. Lineage: Eukaryota; Metazoa; Chordata; Actinopteri; Cypriniformes; Cyprinidae.